CAGCGAGUGAGUUACACGCGCGCGUAAAACCCCGCCACACACUGACUUGGUUUCCCGCCAUCGCAAUUCGGCGGCUCAGAUAUAAUAGCUACGGCUAUGUAAUCGCACCGAAACACAAACGGCUUCUCUUCUCUCUUCUUCUAAUCCGAUGGGUGAAGAUAACAAUCUCGAAGAGAACAAGCUGCCUGAGCUCAAGCUCGAUGCUAAGCAGGCUCAGGGUUUUCUCUCUUUCUUCAAGACCCUACCCCAUGACACCAGGGCUGUUCGAAUAUUUGAUAGGCGGGAUUACUUCACUUCACAUGGCGAAAAUGCAACCUUCAUAGCAAUGACCUAUUACCAUACUACUACUGCUUUGCGACAAUUGGGUAGUGGACCUGAUGGCCUUUCCAGUGUGAGUAUCAGUAAGACCAUGUUUGAAACAAUUGCCAGAGAUAUUCUGUUGGAUAGAAGAGACCACACUCUUGAGGUCUACGAGGGUAGUGGGUCCAACUGGAGACUGGUGAAAAGUGGGAGUCCAGGAAAUCUAGGCAGUUUUGAAGAUGUUUUGUUUGCCAACAAUGAAAUGCAGGAUUCCCCUGUGGUUGUUGCAAUUAUUCCAAAUUUCCGAGAAAAUGGGUGCACUAUUGGUUUAAGUUAUGUUGAUUUAACAAAAAGAACUCUUGGGUUGGCCGAAUUUGUGGAUGAUAGUCACUUUACAAAUGUGGAGUCAGCUUUGGUUGCUCUUGGUUGUAAGGAAUGCCUUUUGCCCGCAGAAAGUGGUAAAACCAGUGAGUAUAGAACAUUGCAUGAUGCUCUGACUAGAUGUGGUGUGAUGUUGACUGUGAGAAAGAAAAAUGAGUUCAAAACAAGAGAUUUGGUGCAGGAUCUCAGUAGGCUUGUCAAAGGUUCCAUUGAACCAGUUCGAGAUUUAGUUUCUGGAUUUGAAUUUGCAUCUGGUGCUCUAGGGGCAUUACUUUCAUAUGCAGAAUUACUUGCAGAUGAGAGCAAUUAUGGAAAUUAUACAAUCAGAAGGUACAAUCUUGACAGCUACAUGAGGCUGGAUUCUGCUGCUGUGAGGGCUCUUAAUGUCCUUGAGAGCAAAACUGAUGCAAACAAAAAUUUUAGUUUAUUUGGUCUUAUGAAUAGAACAUGUACAGCUGGGAUGGGAAAGAGAUUACUGCAUAUGUGGCUAAAACAGCCCUUACUUGAUGUAAAUGAAAUAAACUCUAGACUAGACUUGGUACAGACUUUUGUGGAGGAUACUGCACUUCGCCAAGACCUAAGGCAACAUCUAAAAAGGAUCUCGGAUAUUGAGCGACUGAUGCACAAUCUUGAGAAGAAAAGAGCUGGUUUGCAGCAUAUUGUAAAGCUUUAUCAGUCGAGUAUAAGACUUCCAUACAUUAGAAGUGCUCUCGAAAGGUAUGAUGGACAAUUUUCAUCCUUAAUCAAGGAAAGAUAUUUGGAUCCCCUUGAGUCAUUGACUGAUGAUGAUCACUUGAAUAAGUUCGUUGCUCUCGUUGAAGCUUCUGUUGACCUGGAUCAACUUGAGAAUGGGGAGUAUAUGAUUUCACCAAAUUAUGACCCUGCUCUAUCUGCACUGAAAGAUGAGCAAGAGUCAUUGGAGCGCCAAAUACACGAUUUGCAUAAACAAACUGCGCAUGAUCUUGAUCUUCCUCAAGAUAAAGGAUUAAAGUUAGAUAAAGGAACACAAUUUGGACAUGUCUUCAGAAUUACUAAGAAAGAAGAACCAAAAAUAAGGAAAAAGCUGACCACCCAAUUUAUUGUCCUUGAAACCCGAAAAGAUGGGGUGAAAUUCACAAACACAAAACUUAAGAAGUUAGGGGAUCAGUACCAAAAGAUAGUAGAAGAAUACAAGAAUUGCCAGAAAGAGCUGGUCAAUCGAGUUGUUGAAACUGCAGCAACUUUUUGUGAGGUGUUUGAGUCUUUAGCUGGCAUACUUUCUGAAUUGGAUGUCUUACUCAGUUUUGCUGAUUUGGCUUCUAGUUGUCCAACUCCCUACACAAGACCUGACAUCACAUCAUCAGAUGCGGGAGAUAUAAUAUUAGAAGGGAGUAGACAUCCUUGUGUGGAAGCUCAAGACUGGGUUAAUUUUAUACCAAACGAUUGCAAACUUGUCAGGGGAAAGAGUUGGUUCCAAAUAAUCACAGGGCCUAAUAUGGGUGGAAAAUCCACAUUUAUUCGGCAAGUUGGUGUGAAUAUUCUUAUGGCGCAAGUUGGUUCAUUUGUUCCUUGUGACAAGGCUACCAUUUCAGUUCGCGAUUGCAUUUUUGCUCGUGUAGGUGCUGGUGACUGCCAACUACUUGGAGUUUCUACCUUUAUGCAAGAAAUGCUUGAAACUGCUUCAAUACUGAAAGGAGCUACAGAUAAGUCAUUGAUAAUCAUUGAUGAGUUGGGCCGUGGGACAUCAACUUAUGACGGAUUUGGUUUAGCUUGGGCCAUAUGUGAACACCUUGUUCAAGUAAUUAAAGCACCUACAUUAUUUGCAACCCACUUUCAUGAACUGACUGCAUUAGCUGAUGAAAAGGCCAACUCUCAUGCAAAUGAUAUCGUUGGUGUGGCAAAUUAUCAUGUUAGUGCACACAUUGACUCGUCAAAUUGCAAGCUGACAAUGCUUUACAAGGUUGAACCAGGGGCUUGCGAUCAAAGUUUUGGUAUUCAUGUUGCAGAAUUUGCAAAUUUUCCUAAAAGUGUUGUUGCACUUGCUCGAGAAAAGGCAGCUGAGUUGGAAGAUUUCUCACCUAAUCCUAUCUUUUCAAAUGAUACUGCAGAAGAGGUGGGUUCCAAACGAAAAAGAUCCAGUGACCUUGAUGAUAUGUCUAGAGGUGCAGCUCAUGCUCACCGGUUUCUGAAAGCAUUUUCUGAUUUGCCAUUAGAGACUAUGGAUUUGAAGGAGGCUUUGCACCAAGUGGGCAAGCUGAAGGAUGACUUGGAGAAGGAUGCAGCAAAUUGCCACUGGCUCAAGCAAUUUUUCUAGUCGCCCUUGCAGCAGCAUGAUUAGCAGUAGCAGCUUAUUGGAUGGUUUUAUCAAGGUAAUGCUCCAUUUCAAAUGCAGAAGGCAGAAGCAUGCAACAGCCAUGGCUUCAGCUGAGUAGGACAUUUUCAGGCUGUCUUUUUUCCUUUUCUGCCAUUCGAUCUUCAUUUUAAGAGGUGUGGUAGAUGGGCCUAUCUCUCUUGUAAUUUUGUUCACUAGUUUCCCUUUUGGGGAAGCACACCGUAUAUAUAAAUUAUCAACACUUUUUAUGCUUAA
Molecule: messenger RNA, 3247 nt
Organism: Manihot esculenta (cassava)
Lineage: Eukaryota; Viridiplantae; Streptophyta; Magnoliopsida; Malpighiales; Euphorbiaceae
Product: DNA mismatch repair protein MSH2
Exons: 13
Coding region: 149-2974 (941 amino acids)
Biological process (GO): mitotic recombination; mismatch repair
Cellular component (GO): MutSalpha complex; nucleus
Molecular function (GO): ATP binding; ATP-dependent DNA damage sensor activity; mismatched DNA binding
Source: RefSeq, a predicted model, not a curated record